Molecule: messenger RNA, 1362 nt
Organism: Parnassius mnemosyne (clouded apollo)
Lineage: Eukaryota; Metazoa; Arthropoda; Insecta; Lepidoptera; Papilionidae
Source: the annotation of a GenBank genome assembly
AUGGCGAGCGCGGGCGCGCAGUACCGCGGCGGCACGCAGCAGUGGGCCGCGGCCUACGCGCCGCAGCCCUGUCGCUACCCGCCGCCGCAGCCGCAGCCCUACGCGGCGGCGCCCAGCCCCUACACGCCGCACCAGUACACGGGCGCGGCGAUGAGCGGCGGGUGCGGUGCUACUGGUGCGCGCGUACCGACCGCCGCGUCACCAGCCAACACGGCUUCUUCCUCCUCGUCCAACACAGGGUCGGCGGGAGGGACGCGCUCUACCAGCCUUAGCACCGCCCCUCCACCGCCAGCGUCCUCCGCCUCCACCACUGGCGCAGCCGGCGAGCAGCUGAGCCGCACCAACCUCUACAUCCGUGGCCUCAGCCAGAACACCACCGACAAGGACCUCGUCCAGAUGUGCCAGAUGUACGGAAACAUUAUUUCAACAAAAGCAAUAUUGGAUAAAAAUACGAAUAAAUGUAAAGGUUAUGGUUUUGUAGAUUUCGAAACGAUCGCGUCGGCGGAGGCAGCUGUUAAAGGAUUACAAGCCAAAGGUGUUCAGGCCCAGAUGGCUAAAGUGGGUAUCUGGUUCCUGCGUAGACUGAACCGUCAACAGGAGCAAGACCCCACCAACCUGUAUAUGGCCAAUCUACCACCACACUUCAAGGAGAAUGACGUUGAUCAGCUUCUGGCCAAGUUCGGGCAGGUUGUGUCCACGCGGAUCUUGCGCGACACACACGGCCAUAGCAAAGGUGUCGGCUUCGCAAGAAUGGAGUCCAGAGAAAAGUGCGAGCAGAUAAUUCAAAUGUUUAAUGGCAACUCUAUACCGGGCGCCAAAGAACCCCUGUUAGUAAAGUUUGCCGACGGCGGGAACAAGAAAAAGGCGCUUUAUAAUAAGCAAAAUGACAACAACGGCAGAGUAUGGCGGGACAACAACGAAUCCAUCACACAGGCGAUGAGCGUGAGCGGCGUGUACGCCGGCGGCGUGGGCGCGGCGGGCGCGGGCGAGUGCGCGGGCGUGUACCGCGGCGGCGGCGUGUACGGCGUGGCGUACCACCCGCAGCUGCACGCGCACCCGGCCGCCUGGCUCACGCCGUACGCCGCGCUGCUGCCGCCCGCGCACGCGCCGCACCACGCGCACGCCGCGCACGCUGCGCACGCGCCGCACCCCGCCCACAUACCCAUCGACUCCGUGCCCAGCCAAUACGUAAACUGGGACAGCUUAAGGCCGGAAAAUGAAUUAUACUAUUUCCCGUCGCAUCCGUACCAGUUCUUCGCGGGCCCCACGCCGCCGAUCAUCCAGAUGCCGAUGGAGAGCGAGCACGCUUCGACGGCGGCGUCACCCGACGAGGCCUACCAACCCUACCCUCCACCCAAGUAG